Molecule: messenger RNA, 1841 nt
Organism: Lytechinus variegatus (green sea urchin)
Lineage: Eukaryota; Metazoa; Echinodermata; Echinoidea; Temnopleuroida; Toxopneustidae
Exons: 8
Coding region: 176-1717 (513 amino acids)
Biological process (GO): intracellular calcium ion homeostasis
Cellular component (GO): extracellular region
Molecular function (GO): DNA binding; hormone activity
Source: RefSeq, a predicted model, not a curated record
CGAUGUCCGAUCUCUUGCUUCAUGGGAUUAGCAUGUCCGGUUUAAAAAGCUAGCAAACAAAAAUGAAAGGAAAGAAGCAAUAGUUUGUUUUGUUCGAAAUCUUCCACUCCUUCUGGCAUUCUCUUUUAGAAGAAUUGCGUCGAAAAGAAUUGAAACUUGAAAGUAAUUGCUCAGCAUGGAGACAUCCCAAUCUCCCCCUAAGCUGAAGAAGGCUGUCAAAAAAGUGAAGAAGAAAAAGAUGCCUUUGGCGGCUACUGCAAGGAAAUAUAAUAUCCCUGAGAGAACCCUCCGUGACAAGGUUUCUGGACGUCAUUCCAAGAAAGGUAUCAAGGACACCAACAAGAACACACCGUCACCAUCCACCAACCAAAACGUUAAAGAAGAAAACACACUAUCAGUUGAAGAGAAACCACAAAGGGUCAAGAAGCGCCGUGCAGGCUAUUCACAGGAAGAUAUGGAGUUAGCUGUCAGAAUGGUCAAGAAGAAAGAGAUGACGUUAAGGGCGGCUGCGAAGAAAUUUAAUGUUCCCAAAAGCACACUUCAUGACAAGGUUUUGGGACGUACUGCUGUUAAGUGUAACACUGGGAGGGCCUCCUUCCUUACAGCUGCAGAAGAAGCCCUGCUUUCAAAUUGGGCUCUGCAGACGUCCGACAAGGACACGCCGUCACCACUACCCAUCAACCGAAACGAUAAAGAAGAAAACCCAAUAGCAGUUGAUGAGAAAAGGGUCAAGAAGCGCCGUGUAGGCUAUUCACAGGAAGAUAUGGAGUUAGCUGUCAGAAUGGUCAAGAAGAAAGAGAUGACUUUAAGGGCGGCUGCGAAGAAAUUUAAUGUUCCCAAAAGCACACUUCAUGACAAGGUUUUGGGACGUACUGCUGUUAAGUGUAACACUGGGAUGGCCUCCUUCCUUACAGCUGCAGAAGAAGCCCUGCUUUCAAAUUGGGCUCUGCAGACGUCCGACAAGGACACGCCGUCACCACUACCCAUCAACCGAAACGAUAAAGAAGAAAACCCAAUAGCAGUUGAUGAGAAACCACAAAGGGUCAAGAAGCGCCGUGCAGGCUAUUCACAGGAAGAUAUGGAGUUAGCUGUCAGAAUGGUCAAGAAGAAAGAGAUGACUUUAAGGGCGGCUGCGAAGAAAUUUAAUGUCCCCAGAAGCACACUUCAUGACAAGGUUUUGGGGCGUACUGCUGUUAAUUGUAAAUUCGGGAUGGCCUCCUUCCUUACAGCUGCAGAAGAAACCCUGCUUUCAAAUUGGGUUCAGCAGAUGUCCCGCAUCGGUCAAUGUCCAGCCAAGAAGGACAUUAUUCAGGUGGUAAAGAAGAUUCUUGAUGACGAUGGCCGUGAGACUCCUUUCAAGAACAAUCAGCCAGGCGAAAGAUGGUUUAAUCUUUUCCUCAAGAGGCAUCCAGAGCUUGCUCCUGGGACUCCUAUAUUAAAGUCUAAAGUGCCAAACCUUAACUUUGUUUCUCCAGCAUUGUACAAACACUUAACAGUGCCUCUUGCCUCGGACAGCCCUCGCCUCAAGAGGGAGAACACCGAUGAAACCGAUGACCUCUCAAAUAGUGUCAGAUUAAAGACCAGCAGAGAGAAAAAGUCCAAACAGACAGAAGAAGAGGAGAGUGUAACCAUCAAGACAAACAUUAUUACCAUUGUUGUAAAUGGCAAUAAAAAGCCUGAAGUUCAUGUGAGAUAUGGUGAAGAUUUGGACCUGUGACCUGUUAUUGUAUCCCCGAACAGAGUUCGGAGGAUACUAUGGAUUUGGCCUCGUCGCGCUGCAUCUGCCGCAGAGAUUUCCUUGUGAGCGCUCUACCAGCUCAUUUCUUCUCCGAUCGCCUUCA